Dreissena polymorpha is the source of this 1090-nucleotide messenger RNA. RefSeq lists its product as uncharacterized. Lineage: Eukaryota; Metazoa; Mollusca; Bivalvia; Myida; Dreissenidae. The record is from RefSeq and is a predicted model, not a curated record. The transcript has 3 exons. Gene Ontology annotation, cellular component: membrane. Bases 267 to 719 code for a protein of 150 amino acids.
ACUCCUUGGUAUUGUCACCACAGCGUUGUGGUUAGAUGCAAAUGGCGUGUUGUUAUGUGUGUUUGUUAAUAUAUAUUUAGCGCAGAAAGAACAACUGUGACUUGAUAUACCGUAGAUAUAAAGCGAAGGUAUUGAGAAAAAACGGAAGUCAGAUAAACACCAGUGGUUUUAUAGUCGCCAACAGUGACAGAGAAAUUCAUUAUGUAGAAUUAUACAUCCUGAUGUUACAGACAUCGCUUCUGGACUCGGAUUAUUAAAAGGAAAACAUGAUGGCCGAGACGUCUCUGAAAGGCCAUCAGGGAACCAUGAUAGCCGACGACUUCACUAGCACGACCUCUGGGGGCGAGACGGCCACUGCGCGCCAACUGGAAGUUGAAUCCGGCCAUGAGCGCCUUUUGAGACACACCCAGUCCAAAGAGGGACGGACGAUACAACAUCACCGGCCCACCCGCCCGCCACACUACCUCGCCCUGGCUAUACUGGUCACUUUCAUCAACCCUCUGUUCGGAAUCUCCGCGGUCACUUGUUCACUGCUGUCACGGCAUUAUCGGAAGGGGAACCUGGGGAGCGCGGCCCGCCGCUUGGGAAACAUCUCCAAGUGGAUGAGCAUCCUGGGCGCUGCUUCCGCCGUCGUAAUCGCCGGCUACCUUAUCCUGUACUUCGUGUAUAUUGACAAGAACAUUGUGGACACCCAUCAGGAGCUUGAAGGACACGUUUGACUGUGCGACUUCCGUGGAUAAUGGUGCUUGUGUUUUAAGUGUACGCAUUUUCGAAUAUGAACACUGGUGCUUAUUGCAACAAUUCCUGUUAGAACAUCCAAACAAAACAUAAUUAUUAAACAGCAAAUACUCUGUUUAUUCCGGUAAUAUACUACACUUUCUAAAAUAAUACCUCUGAGAUAUAAAGUAAAAUGUGGUGUGCGUGUUGAGUGAAGUGGUUAUUUUGUUGUUGUAAAUCAUCAAGUCAUGAAUGUCUCGUUACCUCGAUUUUCGUUUAUAUAUAACAAUACGGUACGUGUUAGGGUAGUAGCAGUUUUCCAUUCCGUUAUAGGGGAGGUAAACACUGCGAGGCGUUUGGCAGAUAACUUUCG